AUGAAAAUAAAUUCCACAUAUUCUGAGUAAUGUAAGAAUGAUUCAACCUUAAAAAAUACUAAAAUGGAAGAUCAUAAACAAGAUUAAAAUAAUCGAGUGUAUAAAUAUGAAGAGGAAUAUUUUAAAAAGAAAGAAAAAAGAAAUCGUAAAUUUUUUUUGAAGAGAUCUAUUUCUUUAUUAUAGAUUUGUAAAUAAAGCGGCAAGAUAGAAUUUUAAAUUGGGUCAGAUUUCCUACACAUUGAGAUUAUGUAAGGAGGUCAUUUUCCUCUUAAUUAAUAUAAUUUAAAAGAUAUUCGCUCUGAGGUUUAUCAAAAUGAUUCAGAGUUUUAAUCAUCUAAUAUAAAUUGUAGCUUAGAAUGUGCUUCUAAAUGUAUUUUAAAGAAAUAUCGAAAACAGCAAUAAGAACAAAAUUACAAAUCUUUCUCAUAAAUUUAAUAAUAAUUCAAAGAAAUAAAUACAUUCUGUUCGAAUAUUAAGAAGAAAAAUAGUAAAAAUUGUUUGAUUGAUUCUCAAAAAUUGGAUGCUGUUUUGAUCAACUAAAAUAAUUAGAUUGAUUAAGCUAUUCAAGAAGCCAAAAUAAUUUUAAUUGAAUAGCAUUAAGCUAUAAAAAACAUUCUAUAAUGUUGA
This is a messenger RNA of Paramecium sonneborni, 627 nucleotides long. The record is from the annotation of a GenBank genome assembly. Lineage: Eukaryota; Ciliophora; Oligohymenophorea; Peniculida; Parameciidae.